ACAAUCGAGCAUCUACCCCAUGCUAUAAAUCUCCAGGAGAACUACACUCUUGUGGCCAUCUAAUGUUUACCGUAUGUGUUUUUCUGGGUUUCCUGAUUUCUGACUUUGAAUUUUAUUUUGAAAUGAAUCCAAAGAGUUAACUGAAGACUUCAGUGUCCGUUAGGUUGUAUUAGACUCUGACCUGGAUAUAGUAUGCAAGUGUGCAAAGAACACACAGAAUUUAUCUCUAUCCAUAUCUGUCAGAAUUUAAUUUGUUGCUUAGGAAACAGCUUCCUCUAAGUAAUUCCUACAAGGUUUCAAGGAAUCAGUACAGUGUGUGUGUGCAUAGCGAUUUUACACAAUCAAAUAUCAAUGUUACAAUCAAUAAUAGUGUAAACGGCUAUUAAAACCUGACAGUUAUUAUUUCUUUAUUUCUUGUAUCAAUAAGUCAAUUAAGACCAAUGGAUGCAUCAUCAGUUGUAUUAUACAGAGUCUGAGCCUAUUAAAAUGCUUAUGAAGACUACUGUUACAUGCCAGAUUAAACUGAAGGUUGGAACUAAGCCUGUAAAUGUACAACAUCUAACACUGCGGUAUGUAGAACUGCCAGUUGGCACCAUCAUUUAACUUACUGAGAGCACACAUGGUGGACAUGACAAAAAUACACCACAGGGAUUCUCCAAUUACAUUACAAGUCUUAAGCUAUUCAGGAGGAAGCAGGGUGUUGAAAUAGUGAGAAUGCCACUAAGCUCCACAGUGACCACUCUCCAAUGUCUGUGGUAUGAACAAGCAUAAUGAGCGAAUGAAGAUUUACGGCUCAAUAAAUGUUUCAUUUGUAAACAUCUUCACAUUUCAGUGUUACAUGCACAACAUAAAUGUGUGAACAUAACAGAUUCACAUAAUGAACAUGUGAACAUAAUGAACAGUUUUGCCCAGGAAUACAUCUGUUGUUCACAUAUAGGUUUUUCUGAUGUAUUGAAGAAUUUUCACCUAGUAUAAAUCUAGAUAAAAAAAAAUAAAUAAAAAAAAAUCUUGAAAGUCGAUCUAAAGAUCGUUCCUGCAAGUUUUAGUAACUUUAUCAAGUAUGUGGAGACUGAUGGUUUCAGGCAGAAAUAAUUGCAAAUAAAUAAUUUUUCAUGAUCACCUCUCUUGAAAGUAAAUAAUACAGCUUUCCUUGACAGCAUGUGCAAUAUAAUGCUGUAAAACUUUCAUUUUGGUUGCCAUUUGAUUUUCUGUCUUGGCUUGUGUCUCUUAUACUCACUUCCUAUAGCCCUAACCUACUAAAAGCCAUGCAUGCUAAGAAUGUGCAGGCUCAGUGCUACACUUAUUUGCCCUGCUGUAAAAAAUCAGGCAAAUGUUAUGCUAGUGUUGAUGUCUGUUUUUGAGUGAAUGAGGCCAUAAAAAAUUUAAAAAUAUGCUUCAGGUGGAUGUAUGAAGUGAUACUGCAAUAUUGUUAAUAUCUAAUACAUCAUGUGAGAAGCAUGAUGAACAUUUUAAGCAAGUCAUUUCACAAAACAAAAAUGGUUUAACAUGAUUAAAGAAUAGAUAUGCUGUUCAAAAUGAGGUAUUUGUACACUUUAUGAUUGUCAAAUGUUAGCGGAAUAGUUAAUGUGAUGAUCUACACCUGUAGUUAGUCUGUAGAGACCUGGGUGAACUUGAUCCAAUAAAAUCACCUUGAGACAAUUUGGUUAAAAUUCAUUGCAAAAAAAUGGCUCAGAAUAGUGAAGUUAGUUCUGAGAAAUGAAGAUAGAUCUGUUUGCAGAUUCCACUUGGUUUGAAAUUCUUAACACAAUAAAAGUCAUAUACAAGUGUGACUUUCAUAUCCCCUAACUCAAAAUGCUUUUUGGGGCCACUGUAUGUUGAACGCAAUGCAAUUUGAAUGGUUAUGCUGAUGAUUGUAACAGAGGCUUCUGUUGUUUGAACGUUAAGUCUAACAUUUUCCAACAUUUUCUCCAGGUAACAUAAACCACAAGCCUACAUUUGACACUACCAGUUGCCAUAGACCUGUCAACAUCUUUACGUCUCUCUUUCUCUCUCAUUGAAAAAGAUUACAACAGAAUUAAUAUUGAGACUAGUCCUCAAUAAAAAAUGCCCAUACCUAUUUCUAUAAUGACAUUUUACUUAAGAGGUUUUCUAAUUACAAAUACUUAACUUGAAUUCAGACAAAUCCAUUAUCCAGUUGUGAUGCUGCUGCAUAGUGAUGACAAAAUCUGAGCAGUUCUAUUUCUCCUUGACAUUAAUGGGUACAUUACAAACUAAUCCAUGUGUGACUAAUCUAGUCUUGGUUCCCGAGUCACUGAUGUGUCGUAAAACAUAUGUUGACAUUACAUGCAUCUUCAAGGUAGUGUUGAAUGUCAUAACUAAUCAGUUAUGUCAAUGCAAUUGAUGUAUCAAACAAAAGUAUCAUCUAAACUUCACUUUUCUCUAAGACAAAAAAUCAAAUGCAUUAUUACAUUCUGGAAGAAAAAUACCCAAGCAGUACAGUUAUUUCCAUCUUCAGAAUGAUUGUCAGUGCCAAGUGUUUCACUUGAUCAAUUCCUUGACUCCCAUUUGUGCCACAUUAGGCAUUAGUUAGCCAUAUUUAACUUCUGCUUGGCUAGCAAAACAAAUCCAAUAUAAGGUGGUAUGGACAAGCCCUGAAGACUGUUGAGGAGGCAGCAGAGUUCGUGAUUGUGGUGAGAACUCUAAUUUCUUCAAAGCAUUACUGUUUGAAAGUAGUUGUUACAAAUACACUUACAAUAGAUGAUUAUUAGACAAAAUAGAGAAAAAGCUGACUUGAAUAUUCUAGAUAUUUUCAUUCAAGUUUUUCCAGUGUUACUAAAUGUGAGAUGUGAAAAGAGAUAUCACAAGUAUAUGGUAUAAGAAUAUUUUGAUGAAGAAAAAUAUAGGAAUUAGGAAAAUGUAGAACAGAAAGGUCAUUUGAAUUUUAAAUCUAUUACAGGGCUGCUGGAAAUACAUCACUAGUGGGAAGGAAAAAAGUAAGCUGCCACCAUGAGUACGGACGCAGAGAUGGCCGUUUAUGGCAAGGCUGCCAUUUACCUUCGUAAGCCUGAGAAGGAGAGAAUCGAGGCUCAGAACAAACCAUUUGAUGCCAAGACUGCCUGCUACGUGGCUGAUGACAAAGAGUUGUACCUCAAGGGAACAAUCAAGAGCAAAGAUGGUGGCAAAGUCACAGUUGUUUUGCUUGACACUCAGGAGGAGAGAGUUGCUAAGGAACAAGAUGUCUACCCAAUGAAUCCUCCCAAGUUUGACAAGAUUGAGGACAUGGCCAUGAUGACCCAUCUCAAUGAAGCCUCUGUGCUGUAUAACCUCAAAGAGCGUUAUGCUGCAUGGAUGAUCUACACCUACUCUGGGCUCUUCUGUGCAACUGUGAACCCCUACAAGUGGCUCCCAGUGUAUGAUGCAGAAGUGGUGGCUGCCUACAGAGGCAAAAAGCGUAUGGAGGCCCCACCCCACAUCUUCUCUGUCUCUGACAAUGCCUAUCAGUUUAUGCUGACUGACAGAGAGAACCAGUCUGUCCUGAUUACCGGAGAAUCUGGUGCUGGAAAGACUGUGAACACCAAACGUGUCAUCCAGUAUUUUGCCACAAUUGCAGUGGCAGGUGGUGAAAAGAAGAAAGAGCAGACUCCCGGCAAAAUGCAGGGCUCUCUUGAGGACCAGAUCAUUGCUGCCAACCCUCUGCUUGAGGCUUAUGGUAAUGCCAAGACUGUGAGAAAUGACAACUCCUCUCGUUUUGGUAAAUUCAUCAGAAUUCACUUCGGUACAUCUGGAAAACUGGCUAGUGCUGACAUUGAGACAUAUCUGCUGGAGAAGUCUAGAGUGACAUUCCAGCUUCCAGAUGAGAGAGGCUACCACAUCUUCUACCAGAUGAUGACCAACCAUAAGCCUGAGCUGAUUGAAAUGACGCUCAUCACCACCAACCCCUAUGACUUCCCCAUGUGCAGUCAGGGUCAGAUCACAGUGGCCAGCAUUGAUGAUAAAGAGGAGCUGGUUGCUACUGAUACUGCUAUUGACAUUCUGGGAUUUAGUAAUGAGGAGAAGAUGAGCAUCUACAAGUUCACUGGAGCUGUGCUUCAUCAUGGUAACAUGAAGUUCAAGCAGAAGCAGCGUGAGGAGCAGGCUGAGCCUGAUGGCACAGAGGAGGCUGACAAAGUUGCCUACCUUCUGGGUUUGAACUCUGCUGAUAUGCUGAAGGCUUUGUGCUACCCCAGAGUCAAGGUCGGAAAUGAGUUUGUGACCAAAGGCCAGACUGUGCCGCAGGUGUACAACUCUGUUAGUGCCUUGGCCAAAUCUGUCUAUGAGAGGAUGUUCUUGUGGAUGGUCAUUCGUAUCAACCAGAUGUUGGACACAAAACAACAAAGAAAUUUCUUCAUUGGUGUGCUGGAUAUUGCUGGCUUUGAGAUCUUUGAUUACAACAGCAUGGAGCAGCUGUGCAUCAACUUCACCAAUGAGAAACUGCAACAGUUUUUCAACCACCACAUGUUUGUGCUGGAACAAGAGGAGUACAAGAAGGAGGGCAUUGUUUGGGAGUUCAUUGACUUCGGCAUGGACUUGGCCGCUUGCAUUGAGCUCAUUGAGAAGCCCAUGGGUAUCUUCUCCAUCCUAGAAGAGGAGUGUAUGUUCCCCAAGGCUACAGACACUUCCUUCAAGAACAAGCUGUAUGAUCAGCAUCUUGGCAAGUGCAAUGCUUUCCAGAAACCAAAGCCUGCCAAAGGCAAGGCUGAAGCUCACUUCUCCCUGGUUCACUAUGCUGGAACUGUGGACUACAACAUUGCUGGCUGGUUGGACAAGAACAAGGAUCCACUGAAUGAGUCUGUUCUGCAGCUGUACCAGAAGUCUUCUGUCAAACUGCUGGCUACCCUCUACCCACCUGUUGUUGAGGAGACUGGUGGCGGCAAGAAGGGAGGCAAGAAGAAGGGUGGCUCCAUGCAGACUGUGUCUUCUCAGUUCAGAGAGAACUUGGGCAAGCUCAUGACCAACUUGAGGAGCACUCACCCUCACUUUGUGCGUUGUCUGAUUCCCAAUGAGUCCAAGACUCCAGGUCUCAUGGAGAACUUCCUGGUUAUCCACCAGCUGAGGUGUAAUGGUGUACUGGAGGGUAUCAGAAUCUGCAGAAAGGGCUUCCCCAGCAGAAUCCUCUAUGGUGACUUCAAGCAGAGAUACAAGGUGCUGAAUGCCAGUGUUAUCCCAGAGGGACAGUUUAUUGAUAACAAGAAGGCCUGUGAGAAACUCCUGGGAUCCAUCGACAUUGAUCAUGACCAGUACAGAUUUGGACACACAAAGGUGUUCUUCAAAGCUGGUCUUCUGGGUACUCUUGAGGAGAUGCGUGAUGAGAAACUGGCUGCUCUGGUCACAAUGACUCAGGCUGUCUGCCGUGGAUACCUGAUGAGGAGGGAAUUUGUGAAAAUGACAGAGAGGAGGGAUGCAAUUUACACCAUCCAAUACAACAUCCGCUCAUUCAUGAAUGUCAAACACUGGCCAUGGAUGAAAGUUUACUACAAGAUUAAGCCUCUGCUGAAGAGUGCCGAGACUGAGAAGGAGCUGGCAACCAUGAAAGAGGACUUUGCAAAAUGCAAAGAAGAUCUUGCCAAAGCUGAAGCCAAAAAGAAGGAGCUUGAAGAGAAGAUGGUAUCACUGCUGCAAGAGAAAAAUGAUCUGCAGCUGCAAGUAGCAUCUGAAGCUGAGAAUCUCUCAGAUGCUGAGGAGAGGUGUGAGGGUCUGAUCAAGAGCAAAAUCCAGCUUGAAGCUAAACUCAAAGAGACAACUGAAAGACUGGAGGAUGAGGAAGAAAUCAAUGCUGAACUGACAGCCAAGAAGAGGAAACUGGAGGAUGAGUGCUCUGAGCUGAAGAAAGACAUUGAUGACCUGGAGCUCACCUUGGCUAAAGUGGAGAAGGAGAAACAUGCCACUGAGAAUAAGGUCAAGAACUUGACUGAGGAAAUGGCAGCUCAGGAUGAGAGUAUUGCCAAGCUUACAAAAGAGAAGAAAGCCCUCCAAGAGGCACAUCAGCAGACAUUGGAUGAUCUCCAGGCCGAGGAGGACAAAGUCAACACCCUGACCAAAUCCAAGACAAAACUUGAGCAGCAAGUUGAUGAUCUUGAGGGUUCCCUUGAACAAGAGAAGAAGCUCCGCAUGGAUCUUGAGAGAGCCAAGAGAAAGCUUGAAGGAGACCUGAAAUUAGCCCAAGAGUCCAUCAUGGACCUGGAGAAUGACAAGCAGCAAUCUGAGGAGAAGCUGAAGAAAAAAGACUUUGAAACAAGCCAGCUGCUCAGCAAGAUAGAAGAUGAACAAUCUCUGGGUGCUCAACUCCAAAAGAAAAUCAAGGAGCUUCAGGCUCGCAUUGAGGAACUGGAGGAAGAGAUCGAGGCUGAGCGUGCUGCUCGUGCUAAGGUUGAGAAGCAGAGAGCUGAUCUCUCCAGGGAACUUGAGGAGAUCAGUGAGAGGCUUGAGGAGGCUGGAGGAGCCACUGCUGCUCAGAUCGAGAUGAAUAAGAAGCGUGAAGCUGAAUUCCAGAAGCUGCGUCGUGAUCUUGAAGAGUCCACCCUCCAGCAUGAAGCUACUGCUGCUGCCCUCCGUAAGAAGCAGGCAGACAGUGUGGCCGAGCUGGGAGAGCAAAUCGACAACCUGCAGCGUGUCAAGCAGAAGCUUGAGAAAGAGAAGAGCGAAUACAAAAUGGAGAUUGAUGAUCUUUCCAGCAACAUGGAAGCUGUUGCCAAAGCAAAGGCUAAUCUUGAGAAGAUGUGCCGCACACUUGAGGACCAACUUAGUGAAAUUAAGUCCAAGAAUGAUGAGAACCUUCGCCAGAUAAAUGACCUCAGCGCUCAAAGAGCAAGACUUCAAACUGAAAAUGGUGAGUUUGGCCGUCAGCUGGAGGAGAAGGAGGCUUUAGUUUCUCAGCUCACCAGAGGCAAACAAGCUUUCACUCAGCAAAUUGAGGAGCUUAAGAGGCAGAUAGAAGAGGAGGUUAAGGCUAAGAACGCACUGGCCCAUGCUGUCCAGUCAGCCCGUCAUGACUGCGACCUGCUCCGUGAGCAGUUUGAGGAAGAGCAAGAAGCAAAGGCUGAGCUGCAGCGGGGAAUGUCAAAGGCCAACAGCGAGGUUGCUCAGUGGAGAACCAAAUAUGAAACUGAUGCCAUCCAGCGUACUGAGGAGCUUGAAGAGUCCAAGAAGAAGCUGGCUCAGCGUCUGCAAGAGGCAGAGGAACAAAUUGAGGCAGUGAACUCCAAAUGUGCAUCUCUGGAGAAGACCAAACAGAGACUCCAGGGUGAGGUAGAGGACCUCAUGAUUGAUGUGGAAAGAGCCAAUGGUUUGGCUGCUAACCUUGACAAGAAGCAGAGGAACUUUGACAAGGUCCUGGCAGAAUGGAAGCAGAAAUAUGAGGAAGGUCAGGCAGAGCUGGAAGGUGCCCAGAAAGAGGCUCGUUCACUCAGUACUGAACUGUUCAAGAUGAAGAACUCAUAUGAGGAGACUCUGGAUCAGCUGGAGACACUCAAGAGAGAGAACAAGAAUCUGCAGCAGGAGAUUUCAGAUCUGACAGAGCAGUUAGGUGAGACUGGUAAGAGCAUCCAUGAGCUGGAAAAGGCCAAGAAGACAGUGGAGACUGAGAAGGCAGAGAUUCAGACAGCCCUGGAGGAGGCUGAAGGCACCCUGGAGCAUGAGGAGUCCAAGAUUCUUCGUGUCCAGCUUGAGCUAAACCAGAUCAAGGGAGAGGUUGACAGGAAGCUUGCAGAGAAGGAUGAGGAGAUGGAACAGAUCAAGAGGAACAGCCAGAGAGUCAUUGAAUCCAUGCAGGGCACUCUGGACUCUGAAGUUAGGAGCAGGAAUGAUGCUCUGAGAAUCAAGAAGAAGAUGGAGGGAGACCUUAAUGAGAUGGAGAUUCAGCUGAGCCAUGCCAAUCGCCAGGCUGCUGAGGCCCAGAAACAGCUCAGGAACGUUCAGGGACAACUCAAGGAUGCCCAACUGCACCUUGAUGAUGCUCUGAGAGGACAGGAAGACAUGAAGGAGCAGGUGGCCAUGGUGGAGCGCAGAAAUGCUCUGAUGCAGUCUGAGAUUGAGGAGCUGAGAGCUGCUCUAGAGCAGACAGAGAGAAGCCGCAAAGUGGCUGAACAAGAGCUGGUGGACGCCAGUGAGCGUGUUGGGCUGCUGCACUCUCAGAACACAAGUCUCCUGAACACCAAGAAGAAGCUUGAGGCUGACCUUGUUCAGAUCCAGAGUGAAGUUGAUGACACUGUACAGGAAGCCAGAAAUGCAGAGGAGAAGGCCAAGAAGGCCAUCACUGAUGCUGCAAUGAUGGCAGAAGAGCUCAAGAAGGAGCAGGACACAAGUGCUCACCUUGAGAGGAUGAAGAAGAAUCUGGAGGUCACAGUGAAGGACCUGCAGCACCGUCUGGAUGAGGCAGAGAAUCUGGCCAUGAAAGGAGGAAAGAAACAACUCCAGAAGUUGGAGUCUAGAGUCCGUGAGCUUGAGGCUGAAGUUGAGGCAGAGCAGAGACGUGGAGCUGAUGCUGUUAAAGGUGUCCGCAAAUAUGAGAGGAGAGUCAAGGAGCUCACCUACCAGACUGAGGAGGAUAAGAAGAACCUCAACAGACUGCAGGAUCUGGUUGACAAGCUUCAGCUGAAGGUCAAGGCUUACAAGAGACAGGCUGAAGAAUCUGAGGAACAAUCAAACACUCACCUGUCCAAGUUGAGGAAGGUGCAGCAUGAGCUGGAAGAGGCUGAGGAGCGUGCUGACAUUGCUGAGUCUCAGGUCAACAAGCUCAGAGCCAAGAGCCGUGACGCUGGAAAGGGCAAAGAGGCAGCUGAAGCUACCACCAUGAGUACGGACGCGGAGAUGGCCGUUUAUGGCAAGGCUGCCAUUUACCUUCGUAAGCCUGAGAAGGAGAGAAUCGAGGCUCAGAACAAACCAUUUGAUGCCAAGACUGCCUGCUAUGUGGCUGAUGACAAAGAGUUGUACCUCAAGGGAACAAUCAAGAGCAAAGAUGGUGGCAAAGUCACAGUUGUUUUGCUUGACACUCAGGAGGAGAGAGUUGCUAAGGAACAAGAUGUCUACCCAAUGAAUCCUCCCAAGUUUGACAAGAUUGAGGACAUGGCCAUGAUGACCCAUCUCAAUGAAGCCUCUGUGCUGUAUAACCUCAAAGAGCGUUAUGCUGCAUGGAUGAUCUACACCUACUCUGGGCUCUUCUGUGCAACUGUGAACCCCUACAAGUGGCUCCCAGUGUAUGAUGCAGAAGUCGUGGCUGCUUACAGAGGCAAAAAGCGUAUGGAGGCCCCACCCCACAUCUUCUCUGUCUCUGACAACGCCUAUCAGUUCAUGCUGACUGACAGAGAGAACCAGUCUGUCCUGAUUACCGGAGAAUCUGGUGCUGGAAAGACUGUGAACACCAAACGUGUCAUCCAGUAUUUUGCCACAAUUGCAGUGGCAGGUGGUGAAAAGAAGAAAGAGCAGACUCCCGGCAAAAUGCAGGGCUCUCUUGAGGACCAGAUCAUUGCUGCCAACCCUCUGCUUGAGGCUUAUGGUAAUGCCAAGACUGUGAGAAAUGACAACUCCUCUCGUUUUGGAAAAUUCAUCAGAAUUCACUUCGGCACAUCUGGAAAACUGGCUAGUGCUGACAUUGAGACAUAUCUGCUGGAGAAGUCUAGAGUGUCAUUCCAGCUUCCAGAUGAGAGAGGCUACCACAUCUUCUACCAGAUGAUGACCAACCAUAAGCCUGAGCUGAUUGAAAUGACGCUCAUCACCACCAACCCCUAUGACUUCCCCAUGUGCAGUCAGGGUCAGAUCACAGUGGCCAGCAUUGAUGAUAAAGAGGAGCUGGUUGCUACUGAUACCGCUAUUGACAUUCUGGGAUUUAGUAAUGAGGAGAAAAUGAGCAUCUACAAGUUCACUGGAGCUGUGCUUCAUCAUGGUAACAUGAAAUUCAAGCAGAAGCAGCGUGAGGAGCAGGCUGAGCCUGAUGGCACAGAGGAGGCUGACAAAGUUGCCUACCUUCUGGGUUUGAACUCUGCUGAUAUGCUGAAGGCUUUGUGCUACCCCAGAGUCAAGGUCGGAAAUGAGUUUGUGACCAAAGGCCAGACUGUGCCGCAGGUGUACAACUCUGUUAGCGCCUUGGCCAAAUCUGUCUAUGAGAGGAUGUUCUUGUGGAUGGUCAUUCGUAUCAACCAGAUGUUGGACACAAAACAACAAAGAAAUUUCUUCAUUGGUGUGCUGGAUAUUGCUGGCUUUGAGAUCUUUGAUGUAAGAAUGAUUCUUUUAUCUAUUUUUAUGGCAAACUGAAUACUAUUCAGAAGUCAGUAAAUGUUUCUGUUAUUUUUCCUCCAGUUCAACAGCAUGGAGCAGCUGUGCAUCAACUUCACCAAUGAGAAACUGCAACAGUUUUUCAACCACCACAUGUUUGUGCUGGAACAAGAGGAGUACAAGAAGGAGGGCAUUGUUUGGGAGUUCAUUGACUUCGGCAUGGACUUGGCCGCUUGCAUUGAGCUCAUUGAGAAGCCCAUGGGUAUCUUCUCCAUCCUAGAAGAGGAGUGUAUGUUCCCCAAGGCUACAGACACUUCCUUCAAGAACAAGCUGUAUGAUCAGCAUCUUGGCAAGUGCAAUGCUUUCCAGAAACCAAAGCCUGCCAAAGGCAAGGCUGAAGCUCACUUCUCCCUGGUUCACUACGCUGGAACUGUGGACUACAACAUUGCUGGCUGGUUGGACAAGAACAAGGAUCCACUGAAUGAGUCUGUUCUGCAGCUGUACCAGAAGUCUUCUGUCAAACUGCUGGCUACUCUCUACCCACCUGUUGUUGAGGAGACUGGUGGCGGCAAGAAGGGAGGCAAGAAGAAGGGUGGCUCCAUGCAGACUGUGUCUUCUCAGUUCAGAGAGAACUUGGGCAAGCUCAUGACCAACUUGAGGAGCACUCACCCUCACUUUGUGCGUUGUCUGAUUCCCAAUGAGUCCAAGACUCCAGGUCUCAUGGAGAACUUCCUGGUUAUCCAUCAGCUGAGGUGUAAUGGUGUACUGGAGGGUAUCAGAAUCUGCAGAAAGGGCUUCCCCAGCAGAAUCCUCUAUGGUGACUUCAAGCAGAGAUACAAGGUGCUGAAUGCCAGUGUUAUCCCAGAGGGACAGUUUAUUGAUAAUAAGAAGGCCUGUGAGAAACUCCUGGGAUCCAUCGACAUUGAUCAUGACCAGUACAGAUUUGGACACACAAAGGUGUUCUUCAAAGCUGGUCUUCUGGGUACUCUUGAGGAAAUGCGUGAUGAGAAACUGGCUGCUCUGGUCACAAUGACUCAGGCUGUCUGCCGUGGAUACCUGAUGAGGAGGGAAUUUGUGAAAAUGACAGAGAGGAGGGAUGCAAUUUACACCAUCCAAUACAACAUCCGCUCAUUCAUGAAUGUCAAACACUGGCCAUGGAUGAAGGUUUACUACAAGAUUAAGCCUCUGCUGAAGAGUGCCGAGACUGAGAAGGAGCUGGCAACCAUGAAAGAGGACUUUGCAAAAUGCAAAGAAGAUCUUGCCAAAGCUGAAGCCAAAAAGAAGGAGCUUGAAGAGAAGAUGGUAUCACUGCUGCAAGAGAAAAAUGAUCUGCAGCUGCAAGUAGCAUCUGAAGCUGAGAAUCUCUCAGAUGCUGAGGAGAGGUGUGAGGGUCUGAUCAAGAGCAAAAUCCAGCUUGAAGCUAAACUCAAAGAGACAACUGAAAGACUGGAGGAUGAGGAAGAAAUCAAUGCUGAACUGACAGCCAAGAAGAGGAAACUGGAGGAUGAGUGCUCUGAGCUGAAGAAAGACAUUGAUGACCUGGAGCUCACCUUGGCUAAAGUGGAGAAGGAGAAACAUGCCACUGAGAAUAAGGUCAAGAACUUGACUGAGGAAAUGGCAGCUCAGGAUGAGAGUAUUGCCAAGCUUACAAAAGAGAAGAAGGCCCUCCAAGAGGCACAUCAGCAGACACUGGAUGAUCUCCAGGCAGAGGAGGACAAAGUCAACACCCUGACCAAAUCCAAGACAAAACUUGAGCAGCAAGUUGAUGAUCUUGAAGGUUCCCUUGAACAAGAGAAGAAGCUCCGCAUGGAUCUUGAGAGAGCCAAGAGAAAGCUGGAAGGAGACUUGAAAUUAGCCCAAGAGUCCAUCAUGGACCUGGAGAAUGACAAGCAGCAAUCUGAGGAGAAAAUAAAAAAGAAAGACUUUGAAACAAGCCAGUUGCUCAGCAAGAUAGAAGAUGAACAAUCUCUGGGUGCUCAACUCCAAAAGAAGAUCAAGGAGCUUCAGGCCCGUAUUGAGGAACUGGAGGAAGAGAUCGAGGCUGAGCGUGCUGCUCGUGCCAAGGUUGAGAAGCAGAGAGCUGAUCUCUCCAGGGAACUUGAGGAGAUCAGUGAGAGGCUUGAGGAGGCUGGAGGAGCCACUGCUGCUCAGAUCGAGAUGAAUAAGAAGCGUGAAGCUGAAUUCCAGAAGCUGCGUCGUGAUCUUGAAGAGUCCACUCUCCAGCAUGAAGCUACUGCUGCUGCCCUCCGUAAGAAGCAGGCAGACAGUGUGGCCGAGCUGGGAGAGCAAAUCGACAACCUGCAGCGUGUCAAGCAGAAGCUUGAAAAAGAGAAGAGCGAAUACAAAAUGGAGAUUGAUGAUCUUUCCAGCAACAUGGAAGCUGUUGCCAAAGCAAAGGCUAAUCUUGAGAAGAUGUGCCGCACACUUGAGGACCAACUUAGUGAAAUUAAGUCCAAGAAUGAUGAGAACCUUCGCCAGAUAAAUGAUCUCAGCGCUCAAAGAGCAAGACUUCAGACUGAAAAUGGUGAGUUUGGCCGUCAGCUGGAGGAGAAGGAGGCUUUAGUUUCUCAGCUCACCAGAGGCAAACAAGCUUUCACUCAGCAAAUUGAGGAGAUUAAGAGGCAGAUUGAAGAGGAGGUUAAGGCUAAGAACGCACUGGCCCAUGCUGUGCAAUCAGCCCGCCAUGACUGCGACCUGCUCCGUGAGCAGUUUGAGGAAGAGCAGGAGGCAAAGGCUGAGCUACAGCGGGGAAUGUCAAAGGCCAACAGUGAGGUUGCUCAGUGGAGAACCAAAUAUGAAACUGAUGCCAUCCAGCGCACUGAGGAGCUCGAAGAGUCCAAGAAAAAGCUGGCUCAGCGUCUGCAAGAGGCAGAGGAACAAAUUGAGGCAGUGAACUCCAAAUGUGCAUCUCUGGAGAAGACCAAACAGAGACUCCAGGGUGAGGUAGAGGACCUCAUGAUUGAUGUGGAGAGAGCCAAUGGUUUGGCUGCUAACCUUGACAAGAAGCAGAGGAACUUUGACAAGGUCCUGGCAGAAUGGAAGCAGAAAUAUGAGGAAGGUCAGGCAGAGCUGGAAGGUGCCCAGAAAGAGGCUCGUUCACUCAGUACUGAGCUGUUCAAGAUGAAGAACUCCUAUGAGGAGACUCUGGAUCAGCUGGAGACACUCAAGAGAGAGAACAAGAAUCUGCAGCAGGAAAUUUCAGAUCUCACAGAGCAGUUAGGUGAGACUGGUAAGAGCAUCCAUGAGCUGGAAAAAGCCAAGAAGACAGUGGAAACUGAGAAGGCAGAGAUUCAGACCGCCCUGGAGGAGGCUGAAGGCACCCUGGAGCAUGAGGAGUCCAAGAUUCUUCGUGUCCAGCUUGAGCUAAACCAGGUCAAAAGUGAGAUUGACAGGAAGCUUGCAGAGAAGGAUGAGGAGAUGGAACAGAUCAAGAGGAACAGCCAGAGAGUCAUUGAAUCCAUGCAGGGCACUCUGGACUCUGAAGUUAGGAGCAGGAAUGAUGCUCUGAGAAUCAAGAAGAAGAUGGAGGGAGACCUUAAUGAGAUGGAGAUUCAGCUGAGCCAUGCCAAUCGCCAGGCUGCUGAGGCCCAGAAACAGCUCAGGAACGUUCAGGGACAACUCAAGGAUGCCCAACUGCACCUUGAUGAUGCUCUGAGAGGACAGGAAGACAUGAAGGAGCAGGUGGCCAUGGUGGAGCGCAGAAAUGCUCUGAUGCAGUCUGAGAUUGAGGAGCUGAGAGCUGCUCUAGAGCAGACAGAGAGAGGCCGCAAAGUGGCUGAACAAGAGCUGGUAGACGCCAGUGAGCGUGUUGGGCUGCUGCACUCUCAGAACACAAGUCUCCUGAACACCAAGAAGAAGCUUGAGGCUGACCUUGUUCAGAUCCAGAGUGAAGUUGAUGACACUGUACAAGAAGCCAGAAAUGCAGAGGAGAAGGCCAAGAAGGCCAUCACUGAUGCUGCAAUGAUGGCAGAAGAGCUCAAGAAGGAGCAGGACACCAGUGCUCACCUUGAGAGGAUGAAGAAGAAUCUGGAGGUCACAGUGAAGGACCUGCAGCAUCGUCUGGAUGAGGCAGAGAAUCUGGCCAUGAAGGGAGGAAAGAAACAACUCCAGAAACUGGAGUCUAGAGUCCGUGAGCUUGAGGCUGAAGUUGAGGCAGAGCAGAGACGUGGAGCUGAUGCUGUUAAAGGUGUUCGCAAAUAUGAGAGGAGAGUCAAGGAGCUCACCUACCAGACUGAGGAGGAUAAGAAGAACCUCAACAGACUGCAGGAUCUGGUUGACAAGCUUCAGCUGAAGGUCAAGGCUUACAAGAGACAGUCUGAAGAAGCUGAGGAACAAGCAAACACUCACCUGUCCAAGUUGAGGAAGGUGCAGCAUGAGCUGGAAGAGGCUGAGGAGCGUGCUGACAUUGCUGAGUCUCAGGUCAACAAGCUCAGAGCCAAGAGCCGUGACGCUGGAAAGAGCAAAGAGGCAGCUGAGUGAAAACCUUCACAUUCACUGUCACCAGCUCCCAUUUAUCUCUUAAAAUGUGCAAUUGCUCAAUAAAACAUAUUCAUCAACUUCUUCUUUA
Molecule: messenger RNA, 14773 nt
Organism: Ctenopharyngodon idella (grass carp)
Lineage: Eukaryota; Metazoa; Chordata; Actinopteri; Cypriniformes; Xenocyprididae
Exons: 78
Cellular component (GO): myosin complex
Molecular function (GO): cytoskeletal motor activity; actin filament binding; ATP binding
Source: RefSeq, a predicted model, not a curated record